Molecule: messenger RNA, 744 nt
Organism: Mercurialis annua (annual mercury)
Lineage: Eukaryota; Viridiplantae; Streptophyta; Magnoliopsida; Malpighiales; Euphorbiaceae
Product: FCS-Like Zinc finger 3
Exons: 2
Coding region: 67-354 (95 amino acids)
Source: RefSeq, a predicted model, not a curated record
AUAUAGACCGUCUCACGAACCCAAACAGACCCUCCUCCUCUACUCUUCUAACCUCGAUUCAUCGGCAUGGCUUAUUCCGGUCAGGAGCCUCACUUCCUCGAAGCCUGUUUUCUUUGCCGGAAACCUCUUGGCUACAACUCCGACAUCUUUAUGUACAGAGGGAACACGCCUUUCUGUAGCAAAGAGUGCAGACAAGAACAAAUAGAGAUGGAUGAGUCAUCAUCCAGAAAGAAAAAGAGCUGGAAAAUCUCGUCGUCUUCUUCUAGUAGUAGUAGAUCUAUCAGGACUUCUGACUCCGGAGACAAAUCUCCGACCACAUCAACUGUACAGUCCGGCACAGUCGCUGUUGCUUGAUUGAACCGCCGAUUAGUACUAUACAAAAGAAUAACUUAAGCUAAUUUUGAGAGGAUUUAAAUGAAGAAAAUAUUUGCAGAGCCUUGAUCUGUACAAAUGGGUUCAAGCGACUGAAAGCAACGGCCAUCUAAGAUUUUGCUUUUCAUUUUUGUUACGGGUUGGUAACGGUGGUUGAAUGUUUAUAGAAAAAUUGAAGCGAAUGGCUCUGUAUUAUUUUCUACUAUUUCUUUACCCCCAAUAUUAUUGAGAGCAUCCAAAGGAAGUAUUGCAAAGAAUAUGUUUUGUGAUGCGAAUUUAGUGUACAAAGUAAGUUGUGAGACUCAUGAAAUUUGAGAUCUAUUUCUCUAUUAUGAAGAUAACAUGGCAACAAACACAACAAUUUCUUGCCCA